AUGGAGCAGCAGCGAGCAAGUCAUAGGGGGUCGGCACAUCAUCAGUGAGGAGCACUCACACUACUCCUCCAGCAAUUCGCUCACUGUAGCUGCUGGCUCUCCCUUCGACUGGACAGCGCCGCCAUUCGCAUACCCUUGAGGAGGCGGGGCAUGAAGUAAGAAAAGAGCAGCACCCCACAUCCCUACACAAUUUUCUGGGUCAACGGAUCAAUUUUCUGCCAUACACGCAUCGCACCGCGCGUCAGGGCUCCUCUGACCAUGUCUGACCUCUACAGCUCAGAGAUGAACAUGAGUGGCGCUCCUCUUCGUAUCAGUCUCAUCGCGGCAGUGACUCGAUCCAACGGACUGGGCUCAGGUGGAGGUCUACCUUGGACAUUGCCCAAAGAAAUGUCCCAUUUCAGACGAUGCACCACUGUUCUUCCUCCUCGCUCCUCCUCCUCCUCCCACGGUGCCAAUUUCACAUCUCCCUCCACCUCGCCUGCGAAGGAUCAGAGAAUGAAUGCGGUCAUUAUGGGUAGAAAUACUUGGGAAUCUAUACCUGAAAAGUUUAGACCUUUGAAAGGGAGAUGGAAUGUCGUGGUUAGUCGGAGCAUGGCUGCGUCACAACUAGGCGCGAGCGGGCAAAAAGGAUCGAAUGGUGGUCCGUGAGUUGUGCGAUGGCAGGUUUUGCUGUUCGCGGUUCAUGCCUAACAGGCUUCCUGCUCUGUCCAACCUCUGGGCAGCGCUCAAACAUUGCUGGCCAAUUCUCUCAAAGGCGCACUGGAUCACCUGUCCAAGCUCCAAUCCCUCCACCUCCUUGGACGAACAUUCAUGAUCGGCGGCGCUCAACUGUAUGCCCAAGCGAUGCUCACACUACCUCAACAUUCCUCCACCGCAUCCAACGACCACCAUGCCUCUCCCUUCGUUCUAGACACCCUCCUCAUCACCCGAUUAAAGUCGGAUCUGAACUGCGAUGUCCAUCUUCCAGAAUUCAGAUCAGACGAUCAGAUCCGAUUGGACGAGAAGGGGACAAGAGAUGAUUCGUCGACGGUCAUAUCCGACAGUGUUGGGCAACAAGAGUCGAAAAGUCGAGGUAGGUGGAAGAGGGCUACGCAUGAGCAGUUCAACGAGUGGUUAGGAGCAACGGAGAAGGAUCUCUUGCCUGCUGGAGCAGUCGAGGAGAAAGGGCUAGAAUACGAAUUGCAAAUGUGGUUGCCCGCAUAA
Messenger RNA from Ceraceosorus bombacis, 1203 nucleotides. Lineage: Eukaryota; Fungi; Basidiomycota; Exobasidiomycetes; Ceraceosorales; Ceraceosoraceae. The record is from the annotation of a GenBank genome assembly.